CAGUGCAGAAUACGUAACUCCUGCUCUUGAAUGUUCCUCCCACCAUUCUCCACUCUCCACGUAUGGAAACCAAAACUAGUUGAAUGGUUUGACGAUGCUCCGCUGCAGCAAAUCCCUUAUAUUCCGGAACCCUCAGGUAGAGCAACUCCACUUAUGGCCCAGAAGAAGAAAUGGCAUUAAUCUACUACACGGAACACGACGACCCACCCAGCUUCCUCUUCUUCUACAUCCUAAUACUCUUCCUCUUCAUUUACAUUCUCUUCCGAUUCGCUAUUUUAUUCCUAUUCCUAGUCCUCCUCUAUGUCCUCUGCUUCGACCUCGUACACAUUCUCUCUCAUCUCCUAUGUCCUCCUUAGCCACUCCACCUCCCGAAUCCAAUUCCAAUCCCCCCACUAAAACCGAAAGGGUUGCGAUAAAGGGAAGAGUGCAGGGGGUUUUCUACCGGGAUUGGACUGUGCAAAAUGCCACGGAGUUGGGGUUGAAGGGCUGGGUUCGCAACCGACGGGAUGGCUCAGUGGAGGCCUUGUUUUCAGGGCCUCCCGAGAAGGUUCAGGAGAUGGAGCAGCGGUGUCGGAGGGGCCCACCUGCUGCAGCUGUCACUGGCUUCCGGACAUUUCCUUGUACUGACGACCCGGGGACAGGGUUUGAGCGAAGGCCAACUGUUUGAUCAAAUGCCCUCCUCCCGACGGAGGCAGAGAAUAAAUGCUGCUACUUAUACUGCCAGUAUUAUUAGUGGAAAUAAAUGCUCUGCCGGUUUGGCUUAGGAGAGGGAAGAAAAUAUUUGUUUUUCGGUACUUUUAAGUUCAUUAAACACCUACACAAGUAUUAGAUGUUUUGGGUGUUCUUAAAUAAAAUAAAUAUCAGGGCGGCGCUAAACCCUGUAUUAUGUAUACUGA
Messenger RNA from Coffea eugenioides, 896 nucleotides. RefSeq lists its product as uncharacterized. The coding region runs from base 95 to 667 and encodes 190 amino acids. The record is from RefSeq and is a predicted model, not a curated record. NCBI's taxonomy places the organism in Eukaryota, Viridiplantae, Streptophyta, Magnoliopsida, Gentianales, Rubiaceae. Gene Ontology annotation, molecular function: acylphosphatase activity. The transcript has 2 exons.